Messenger RNA from Drosophila busckii, 428 nucleotides. RefSeq names its product protein new-glue 1-like. Bases 1 to 405 code for a protein of 134 amino acids. The transcript has a single exon. The record is from RefSeq and is a predicted model, not a curated record. NCBI's taxonomy places the organism in Eukaryota, Metazoa, Arthropoda, Insecta, Diptera, Drosophilidae.
AUGAGAACCUCAACAAUUUUAUUUGGAUGUGUGCUGCUGGCCCUUUGUGUGGUGAAGCAAUCCGUUGGUGAGCCUUGCACAGCUCCUGACACACCAACAGGUUGUACGGACUGCACAGAUACUGCCAACGUGGCUCAUGCCGACUGCACCACCACCACUACAACAACUACAACGGCUGCUCCAGGAGCAGUAACAACCUCUGCGGCAGGAGACACCACAACCGCGGCAGCAAGCGCAUCCACAACAUCAGCAGCAUCGGCGGCUUUGGCCCGCCUACGGAGAAGAAUUCUGCUUCAGCGUCGCAGAGCCGCCAGGCAGCGCCGUAUGCAGAGACGUCGUAGACAGCAGCAGAACAGAAGACGUAGACAGCAGCAGAACGGAAGACGCCGCCGUCGUAUGGGUUAGGCCAUUCAACUGCCACCAUAGAA